Messenger RNA from Nezara viridula (southern green stink bug), 2229 nucleotides. The record is from the annotation of a GenBank genome assembly. NCBI's taxonomy places the organism in Eukaryota, Metazoa, Arthropoda, Insecta, Hemiptera, Pentatomidae.
AUGCUGUAAAAUUGCUGCAGCAUUUCACUGAUACUGAUCAAUUUGUAUACAUCACUGUCAAGUGUAUUGAUUAGAUUACAUUCCGGGGAGUGGGGAUUCAAUACACAUUAGUAAUAAGUCAUAUAUAUAUAUUAUGUACCUCGAUGAAAAACUAAAUAAAUCAUGACUGACAGGAGAUACGAAGGGGAGGCCAUGUUGGGGGCUAAGUCCCCCACAAAGGAAACAACCUGCGGCAUCUGGUUCAUCAAGGGCAAAUGGCUACAGAAAUUUGCCAACAAAAAGGCCUACGUCUUCUUGUAUGGUCUCCUUGGAUGUAUCUUCUCUGCGGCCUUCUCCUAUUUCAAUGGCACGAUAACAACUUUAGAGAAAAGGUUCAAGAUACCAAGUAGAACUACAGGUAUAAUUACAGUUGGAAAUGACAUUAGCCAACUCUUUGUCUCAGUAGUUUUAACAUACUAUGUUGGAAAAAGACAUCGCCCUCGAUGGAUUGCUGUGGGUAUUUACACUGUAGUUCUCUUCUGCAUUAUGAAUGCACUACCUCACUUCUUGUACGGGCCAGGAGAAGAUGCUUUUGGUUUGACCUAUGAGUAUGGUGGCAGUCGAGGAGUGUACAACAUAUCUGAAUCUCAGGACAGGCAGCGACUGUGUCAGGCUGAGUCUCACAAGAAAUGCGAUUCAACCUCAGGUAGUUUGGCUCCGCAGGUGAUUUUAUUUGUGGCUCAACUGAUAUCCGGAGUGGGUGGUUCCUUGUAUUAUACUCUUGGAGUGUCCUAUAUGGAUGACAAUAUCAAGAAGUCCAAGACGCCAGUUUUGAUUAGUUUUUCAUAUUUUAUAAAAAUGUUAGGACCUGCCAUUGGAUAUGCACUGGCAUCUCUGUGUCUUAAAUUUUAUAUAUCACCAACUUUAACACCAAAAAUUGAUAACAAAGAUCCAAGAUGGCUAGGUGCGUGGUGGAUAGGUUGGUUGAUUCUUGGCUUGGUAAUGUUCAUAUGUGCUUCAUUACUUGGUCUUUUUCCCAAAACGCUGCCAAGAGCAGCACUAAGGAGGUCGCAAUCUCAAGACAAAACCAAAGAAGUUGAAGAAAUGCCUGCAUCACUCCAAGACAUGUUUCAGACAUUUAAACGGCUUAUAGCAAAUCGGACACUGAUGUGUAACAAUUUUGCAGCUGUAUUCUAUUUCAUGGGGUACAUGCCCUAUUGGGUAUUUAUGCCAAAAUAUAUAGAAAUAAUGUACAAACAAUCUGCAUCAAAGGCAAGUCUCAUUACAGGAACAGUUGGCUUAAUUUUCUCUGCAAUCGGUAUAUUGAUUAGUGGAUUGGUCAUUUCAAAAUAUAAACCUGGCGCCCGGUCCCUAGCCAUGUGGAACGUAAUCGUUGGAACGAUUUCAGCACUCGGUCUUGUAUCUUAUGCAUAUCUUGGAUGUUUAGCAAAUGACACUCAAGGGACUAUCCUAGCUUCGGGAGAAUUAAAUGCUACUCAAACCUGCAAUAUGGACUGUAAUUGUGAUUAUGUGAAAUAUUCACCUGUUUGUGCUUAUGGAAAAUCAUAUAUAUCUCCUUGUCAUGCUGGAUGCAAAAGCUCAGAAAUUCUAAGCAAUGGAUCCAAAGUUUACACAGAAUGUAGUUGUGUAAAAGAAUUUAAUUCUGAAGGUCAGCUUCUACCUCAAAUCGCUAACACAGGACCAUGUCCGAUUGACUGUAAACAAAAAUUUUACAUAUUUCUUGCUGUCGUAUGUUUUCUCAAACUCACAGGAGCAACAGGAAGAGCUUCCAAUUUUUUAGUCUCAGUAAGAUGUAUUGAAGAGAAAGAUAAACCUGUAGCCCUUGGGUUUGGUCUAAUGCUGAUGAGUAUGUUCUCUUUUAUCCCAUCGCCAAUAUUCUUUGGAUAUGUUAUAGAUACAACAUGCCUCGUCUGGGGUAAAACAUGCUCGGGAACAGGGAACUGUUGGCUGUACAAUGGUGAAGCCCUCAGAUAUAUUCUAAACUUUACAGCGACAGCUUUUGUGACAGUCGGAAUACUGUUUGACUUCGGAGUGUGGUAUUAUGUUAAAGGCCUCAAAAUCUUUGAUGAAGACUCAGAAAUGAAGGUUGUCAAUGUUGAACAAAAUAAGAAAUAGUCAUGAAGUUUUAUUUUGUAUAUUUGUACUAAUUUAAUAAUAUGUUAAUAAAUUAUAUUAUAACCCAAUUAGCAUAUUUACUUCCUAAUGCCAUAACUAAACUGGAAAUGGGAC